AUGGCAUCCCAACUGCUACCCCUCGAGCUCAUCGACAAGUGUGUUGGUUCAAGGAUAUGGGUCAUCAUGAAGGGUGACAAGGAAUUCAGCGGGACUCUUCUUGGCUUUGACGACUACGUCAACAUGGUUUUGGAGGAUGUGACUGAAUUUGACUACUCCGGUAACCACACUAAGCUGCCCAAGAUUUUGCUUAACGGUAACAACAUCUGCAUGUUGAUCCCUGGAGGUGAGGGACCAGAGGGCGCGGCUUGA
Fusarium keratoplasticum is the source of this 252-nucleotide messenger RNA. RefSeq names its product U6 snRNA-associated Sm-like protein LSm5. Gene Ontology annotation, cellular component: U6 snRNP; U4/U6 x U5 tri-snRNP complex; Lsm1-7-Pat1 complex. Bases 1 to 252 code for a protein of 83 amino acids. The record is from RefSeq and is a predicted model, not a curated record. Gene Ontology annotation, molecular function: RNA binding. The transcript has 6 exons. Gene Ontology annotation, biological process: mRNA splicing, via spliceosome. Lineage: Eukaryota; Fungi; Ascomycota; Sordariomycetes; Hypocreales; Nectriaceae.